Molecule: messenger RNA, 1525 nt
Organism: Psammomys obesus (fat sand rat)
Lineage: Eukaryota; Metazoa; Chordata; Mammalia; Rodentia; Muridae
Gene: Adtrp
Product: androgen dependent TFPI regulating protein
Exons: 6
Coding region: 262-957 (231 amino acids)
Cellular component (GO): membrane; endomembrane system
Source: RefSeq, a predicted model, not a curated record
UUGAAGUACAGCUCCUGUUUGUUGCUCUCCUCAAAACCCUGUUUUGAAAUGGGCACAAGCUGUCCAGUUAUCUAAACGUAGCUAUCUGAAAGCUUAUAAGGAAAGGUACCUAAGGGAGAAGCAAACUCCCAGCCUGUGCUGAAGCUCAUUCCCAGAGGGCUUUGUUUCCACAGCUCCGAAGCCUGGACAGAGUGCAGCAGCGGCUCCCAGGACUCCUCGGGAAAGCAGAGGACAGGCAGACUGCUCCAACCCUUGGCAGCCAUGACCAAGACAACCACUUGUAUAUAUCACUUCCUUGUUUUGAACUGGUACAUCUUCCUCAAUUAUUACGUCCCAAACAUUGGGAAGGAUGAUGAGAAGUUAAAGGAAUUCCACGACGGUGGUGUACAUUCAAAGUACUUGACAAUCCUUAAUCUGCUCUUGCAGACCAUUUUCUUUGGGGUCGCCUGCCUGGAUGAUGUGCUGAAAAGAGUCAAAGGAAGAAAAGACAUCAAGUUCAUCACGUCCUUCAGAGAUCUCCUCUUUACCACGUUGGCUUUUCCUAUCUCCACAUUUGUGUUUUUGGUAUUCUGGGCCCUCUUUUUCUACGAUCGGAAUCUGGUUUAUCCCAAAGGCCUUGAUGAAUUCUUUCCAGCAUGGACUAAUCACGCAAUGCAUACCACCAUAUUGCCCUUAUUACUGGUUGAAACCAUUCUCAGACCACACCACUACCCGUCGAAGAAGCUAGGACUUUCCUUGCUGUCUGCUUGUAAUUUUGCCUACAUUAUCAGGAUCCUGUGGCGCUACGCUCAAACUGGAAACUGGGUGUACCCAGUGUUUGCUUUCCUCAGUCCACUGGGUAUCAUCAUCUUCUUCUCUGCCAGUGCCAUCCUGAGCGUCAGCAUCUACCUGCUUGGAGAAAAGAUCAACCAGUGGACAUGGGGUGCCACAGUGAAGCCAGGGAUGAAGAAGGAGUGAUUACACACCAUUUUCCAAGAGCCAUGGAAGAAGGAGCAUAGACCUGGUUAUCUUUCUAUUAUUCUCAUUAUUAUUUCUUUGUUUCAGUGGUGGGAUAGCAUGGGGGGACAGAAAGGGCAGAGAUGAUGCAUAAUUUUAAUAAAGGAAACAAAGGGAGAUUUGCUUGGGAUCUCUUGGUUUUCUGAAAGGCUGACAUAUAAUUCCUGGUAUCUCAGAAUCUGUUGCUUUUGUCUGACUCCGUGGAGGACUUUGUUUCUGACCAAAAGGGCUAAAGAAGCUUGUGUAAACCUGCUGCUGGACCAUUUAGAGAAUGGGUGUGGGGUCAGGAACUUAGAAACAUGCAAUCACUUAACCUUCAGGUGGCAUGUUGCAUACAUCACAAUAAUUGUCGAGCUGGAGUAGCAGAGCAAGUGGGCAUCCCAGCAUGCUGGAGGCUAAAUCAGGAAGGUCAUGAAUUCAAGGCCAGCCUGGGCUGCAGACAAAGAACCUGUCUUUAAAUAAAGACAAAACAUGGAAAAAAAAAGUUGCUGUCAAAUGAAGACUACUCCCAUAUUCCCAAUAUCCAGGA